AUCAUCAACUCAAUCAUCAAAUCCCCUCACCCAUAUUAUCGAAAGUCAAAUUCUUCACCUAAGAAAAUACGGGUACCGAUAGUCAGGGCUUAAUUAGGUGGUGCAUAAAAAUUCAUAUGUUGGCUUAAAAUAUGGACAAUUAAAUAGUUAUAUUCAUUAAUAUUGAUACACGCUUUCAUAUUAAACAAAAAUGUUACAAUGCGAAAUAUCAAUUAUCUUAAUUAUUUUUGUUGUUUACUUUUUGCGUGUGCAUCGUCUAUAUGCCAAUUUUUUUAUACAUUAUAAUCAUGUUUAUUGUACGAACAGUACGAACAUCGAAUGUGUACGUUUAACCCAUGUAUUUUGAUCGAAAUUUUUUCUUUGCAAAAGUG
This is a messenger RNA of Rhizophagus irregularis DAOM 181602=DAOM 197198, 371 nucleotides long. Lineage: Eukaryota; Fungi; Glomeromycota; Glomeromycetes; Glomerales; Glomeraceae. The record is from RefSeq and is a predicted model, not a curated record.